Messenger RNA from Gavialis gangeticus (Gharial), 5111 nucleotides. RefSeq names its product glutamate ionotropic receptor delta type subunit 2 (gene GRID2). Gene Ontology annotation, cellular component: postsynaptic membrane; plasma membrane. The transcript has 15 exons. The record is from RefSeq and is a predicted model, not a curated record. Gene Ontology annotation, molecular function: glutamate-gated receptor activity; transmitter-gated monoatomic ion channel activity involved in regulation of postsynaptic membrane potential. Gene Ontology annotation, biological process: modulation of chemical synaptic transmission; monoatomic ion transport; synaptic transmission, glutamatergic. Lineage: Eukaryota; Metazoa; Chordata; Crocodylia; Gavialidae. The coding region runs from base 47 to 2935 and encodes 962 amino acids.
AGCAAUUUUUGAUGAAUCUGCCAAAAAGGAUGAGGAGGUAUUUCGUAUGGCAGUUGCUGACCUCAAUCAGAAUGAUGAAAUCUUACAAACUGAGAAAAUCACUUGUUCUGUGACAUUUGUGGAUGGCAACAACCCAUUCCAGGCAGUUCAAGAAGCCUGUGACCUUAUGAACCAAGGCAUUCUGGCCCUUGUCAGCUCCAUUGGCUGCACGUCAGCAGGAUCCCUGCAGUCCUUGGCAGAUGCCAUGCACAUCCCUCACCUCUUCAUCCAGCGUUCAACAGCUGGGACUCCAAGGAGUGGAUGUGGGCUCACCCGGAGCAACCGAAAUGACGACUACACCCUCUCUGUCCGCCCGCCUGUCUAUCUAAAUGAUGUCAUUUUGAGGGUGGUCACAGAAUAUGCCUGGCAAAAAUUCAUUAUUUUCUACGAUAGUGAAUAUGAUAUCCGUGGAAUACAAGAGUUUUUGGACAAAGUGUCUCAGCAGGGAAUGGAUGUAGCACUGCAGAAAGUAGAGAACAACAUCAAUAAAAUGAUCACGGGGCUGUUUUCCACCAUGAGAAUAGAAGAACUAAAUCGCUACCGGGACACUCUGAGGAGGGCCAUUCUUGUAAUGAAACCAUCAACAGCCAAGUCCUUCAUUACAGAGGUCGUGGAAACUAAUUUGGUUGCUUUUGACUGUCACUGGAUCAUUAUAAAUGAGGAAAUAAAUGAUGUGGAUGUGCAGGAGUUAGUGAGAAGGUCAAUUGGAAGGUUAACAAUUAUUCGACAGACGUUUCCAGUUCCACAAAACAUAAGUCAGCGCUGUUUCCGUGGCAACCACCGAAUAUCUUCAUCACUAUGUGAUCCUAAGGACCCUUUCUCCCAGAGCAUGGAGAUUUCAAACCUCUACAUAUAUGACACUGUGCUGUUGCUGGCUAAUGCUUUUCAUAAGAAGUUAGAGGACCGGAAGUGGCAUAGCAUGGCCAGCCUGACCUGUAUCAGAAAGAAUUCCAAACCCUGGCAAGGCGGGCGAUCCAUGUUGGAUACCAUAAAAAAGGGAGGAGUGAAUGGUUUGACUGGAGAACUGGAAUUUGCAGAAAAUGGAGGGAAUCCCAAUGUUCAUUUUGAAAUUUUGGGGACCAAUUAUGGAGAAGAUCUUGGCCGAGGCAUCCGCAAGCUUGGCUGCUGGAAUCCUGUCACAGGUCUGAAUGGGUCACUAACAGACAGAAAGUUGGAGAAUAACAUGCGUGGGGUGGUUCUGCGUGUGGUGACUGUACUGGAAGAGCCAUUUGUGAUGGUAUCCGAAAAUGUUUUGGGGAAACCGAAGAAAUACCAGGGCUUCUCAAUAGAUGUCUUGGAAGCCUUAGCCAAUUAUCUUGGCUUUAAAUAUGAAAUUUAUGUUGCACCAGACCACAAGUAUGGAAGCCCCCAGGAGGAUGGGUCAUGGAAUGGACUGAUAGGAGAACUAGUGUUUAAGAGAGCUGACAUAGGGAUUUCUGCUUUAACCAUCACCCCUGAUCGAGAGAAUGUAGUGGAUUUCACAACCCGUUACAUGGACUACUCAGUGGGUGUGCUGCUUCGAAAGGCAGAGAAGACAGUUGACAUGUUUGCUUGCUUGGCACCAUUUGACCUCUCUCUGUGGGCCUGCAUAGCUGGCACAGUGCUUCUGGUAGGGCUGCUUGUCUACCUUUUGAACUGGCUCAAUCCUCCACGUUUGCAGAUGGGUUCAAUGACUUCUACAACACUAUACAACUCCAUGUGGUUCGUGUAUGGAUCCUUUGUGCAGCAAGGAGGAGAAGUUCCCUACACAACACUGGCAACCCGAAUGAUGAUGGGCGCCUGGUGGCUUUUUGCUUUGAUUGUCAUCUCAUCUUACACAGCAAACCUAGCGGCUUUUCUCACAGUCACUCGCAUUGAAAACUCCAUCCAGUCUCUCCAGGAUCUCUCCAGACAGACAGAUAUUCCUUAUGGCACUGUCUUGGACUCCGCAGUCUAUGAGCACGUUCGAGUAAAAGGGAUGAAUCCUUUUGAGAGGGACAGCAUGUAUUCCCAAAUGUGGCGGAUGAUUAACAGAAGUAAUGGCUCAGAGAACAAUGUGCUGGAAUCAACCGCAGGCAUUCAAAAGGUGAAAUAUGGGAACUAUGCUUUUGUAUGGGAUGCAGCGGUACUGGAAUAUGUGGCAAUCAAUGACCCAGACUGUUCCUUUUACACGGUUGGUAACACCAUUGCAGACAGGGGGUAUGGAAUUGCUCUUCAGCAUGGCAGCCCUUACAGAGAUGUAUUCUCACAAAGGAUUCUAGAACUACAGCAGAACGGAGACAUGGAUAUACUGAAGCAUAAGUGGUGGCCCAGAAACGGUCAAUGUGAUCUGUAUUCGUCAGUGGACACCAAACAGAAAGGAAGUGCUCUGGACAUAAAGAGUUUUUCAGGUGUUUUUUGUAUCCUGGCUGCUGGGAUUGUCCUUUCCUGUCUCAUUGCAAUGUUGGAAACAUGGUGGAAUAAAAGGAAAGGCUCCCGUGUCCCUUCAAAAGAGGAUGACAAGGAAAUUGACCUGGAACACCUUCACAGACGUGUGAACAGCCUCUGCACAGAUGAUGACAGCCCCCAUAAACAGUUUUCCACCUCAUCAAUUGAUUUGACCCCACUGGACAUUGACACUUUGCCCACACGCCAAGCACUGGAGCAAAUCAGUGACUUCAGAAACACUCACAUCACCACGACAACCUUCAUACCAGAACAGAUCCAGACUCUUAGCCGUACUCUGUCUGCUAAAGCCGCUUCUGGUUUCUCAUUUGGCAACGUACCUGAGCACCGAACUGGCCCUUUUAGGCAUAGGGCACCUAAUGGGGGGUUUUUCAGAAGUCCCAUCAAAACAAUGUCAUCUAUCCCAUACCAACCAACUCCUACUCUGGGGCUCAAUAUUGGCAGUGAUCCAGAUCGAGGCACCUCCAUCUGAGCAUCAAACCAAGUUUUGUCACUCUUUCUUUCUAGGACUCCCUUUGCAAGGAGCAGCUGUAAUAUUGUGGGACUAACAUGGAUGUAACUUUUUUAAAAAAAUCAAGAUUAUUAGUAACAACUUACUAUUUUUCCUUCCCUUCCUGCUUUAUCUGUCUCUGUCUCCUCCUCUCUCUCUGUCCCUCCUAUCUUUAAGUCUUUAGUCACCAGUUCCUUUUAAAGAAAAUCAUCACACAAGUUUUCUAGUAGCAUAUUUUCCAUAUACUUUAAGUAUAGGAAAUGUGCAGUGAAUAAUGCAUAAAAGACAAAGGGUUACUGCACGGAACAGCCUUUAUGUUCUCCCCCACCACACUGUUUUAUUUUUUUAUAUAAUUGCAAUAAUUUCAACCUUUACAUUUGUUCUGCUGCAUUCAUUCAGUGCUCCGCUGCUGUGUGUGUCCUUUUAACUGUGGACCAAAGGCAAACCCUGCAAUGUAAAAAACAAAAACAAAAAAAGAAAAAAAGAAAAAGAUAAAAAGGGGGGAAAAAAGAGAAAAAGAAUAAAAAUACCAUUCAGGCCACAUAAUAUGAGAAUGCAAUUUUGUAGGACUACAAAAAGCCAUUACUAUGCCAGUAAAAGACUACAGUUAAAUCUACUUUUGCACUGCAACAGUGCAUAUGAUCUUUAUGUGAUUGUACAGUGUUAAAAGUUUUUCUUAUGUACAGUAAACUGUAUCAUAUGGCAGAAGCCUAUGUUGUGUUAAAUAAAUUAGUAUCUCAUACAUAUAUAUAUAUACAUAUAUACAUAGGUAUGUAUAUAUAUAUAUACAUGUAUAUAUAUCUAUAAAAUGGCAGCCGUUGCUAUUGCAAUUCAUUUAAUAAAGCUUUAGUAAAAACGUGUUGUAUACAGGAAAGAUGUACAGUGCAGGGGGUCUUUUCAUUUAGAAAAGACAGGUUGCUUUAAUGUUAUUCUGACUUGCGUUGUUUGCCAACAGAGCAUAUUUUAUACUUUUUUAUUAGAACAUCCAGGGCAAUUUAAUGUUUGUACCUAGAUGUAACUCAUUUGAUUAGGUUUUGCAUUGGCUACUCGUAGUGUAUAAGGUUAGCCUUAAUAAUUUUACUUUUAAUUAAUUAGACAAAUGGAAAUCUCUUUUAGGUAAAACACAUCCAUGAACAACUAUAAUAUAGCUCUAGAGCUGUUUAAAUAUAGAUCAUUGAAGGCUAAUAAAUUAUCUUCCAGAUCCGUACAGUUAAUCAAUAUAGUAAUGGCGUUAGUGGGGAAAAAAGCCCUUGAGAAAUAUUGAUGUGGCCUUAAUUACAGUCAUAUAUUAUUCUAAGAAAAAAACAAAUAAAGAAGCACUUGUUUUAACCCUUAUUAUAUUCAGUUAUAUUAGAAGAGCUAUGUAUUUUUACAUUAGUGCCAACUGUAUAGAGCAAUGAGAAGAACAGCAGUGAGAGAAAAAACAGUGCCUGCUUUAGCACAGGUUUUUAAAAGUAACACUCUUACUUGUUAGAAAUGUAGAAUGAGCUUUCAGUUUGUAAUCCUUAAAACUAAAAAUGUGGUUAAGUAGAAAGCAAGCAAUUUAUCCUGUGUGGGUUUUUUGUUUUGUUUUGUUUAUUUGGUUUUUUUGUUGUUGUUGUUUUUAAAUGCACCAUACACUUAUUUUAACCUAACUCAUUCUGUGGCUAGAAUUGAUAUAUAAAAUCAGCCUAUGUGAUUUGCUUUAGGAUAAAUUAAAAGGUAUAUUCUUCAGAUCUAUUCUAUUUUGAUGCUAAUUCUGUUCUGGGGGAGCAUCUUGUACUGUCACUGUUUUUGUACUAAAUCUUCAAAUAUUGUCUACUGUGUAAGGCAGAACAAUUUCUUAUCAUGCAAAAGGCCAUUUUGUUUCCAGGGUAGCAAGUGUCUAAAAGCAUGCACAACUUGUUUCCCCUUGUACUAUCCAUGAACUCAUACACAACUCUGAUUAAAAAAAAAUAAAUUUAUUUACAACAAGCUAUGUAGGGACAAACCAGAUGUUGCAGUGAUUUUAGCUAUAAACAAACUGUUAAACAUGUACAAUAUUUAAAAUAGGCCUAUUUUGAUGUGUUGCCUAUUAUACAGAUACACAAAACACUUUUUGGAGGCCUCAGUUACAAGUGGCAGAGCUUUCUGUGUAUAAUUUGUCUAAAUAAUUUGUCUAAUAAAAUUGUUUUCUAAA